AUGCUAUCACCAUACCUAUCCAAACUAAAUUCUGCAAGGAUCAUUCUUGCUUCCUCUAGCGUUGGAAGACAGAGAAUUCUAGCCCAAUCUGGCUUAAAGUUUAUAUCUUCUCCUAGUACCUUCGCUGAGGAUUUACCAAAAUCUUCCUUUACUCAUGAAGAGUAUGUCAAGAAGACAGCAGAAGGCAAACUUAAUGAUAAGUUAGAAGAACUUAGAAAAAUCUGUGAAAAUGGAGAUUCAGCCCAAGAUUUCAUGACUACCAAAGAGCCUACAAUUGUAAUUGUAGGAGAUACUGUCAUUUCAUACCAAGACCAAAUCAUUGAAAAGGCUGAGGAUGAGCAACAUGCUGCUGAAAUCUUAAGAUUGCUGUCAGGAGGUACACACGACUGUAUCUCAAGCGUAUUUAUCUCCUUCUUAGAUAAAGAUAUGAAUGUGAUAGCCCAAAAAGAUAUUUUCGAGAAAACUACUAUUGAACUUCAUGACUAUUCUGACCAAGUUAUAGAAGAUUUCGUGAAGACCGGAAAAGCCUUUGGUAUUUCCGGAUGCUACAAUAUCAACACUGAAGCAGCUACUUUUGUAAAGAGUAUCAAUGGAUGCUAUUACAACCUUGGUGGAUUCCCUCUUUCCAGUUUCUGCUUGACUCUCAUUGACAUGUUAGAAGAGACAGGAUUUCUCGAGGAAUAG
This is a messenger RNA of Moneuplotes crassus, 684 nucleotides long. The record is from the annotation of a GenBank genome assembly. Lineage: Eukaryota; Ciliophora; Spirotrichea; Euplotida; Euplotidae.